This is a messenger RNA of Symbiodinium pilosum, 1092 nucleotides long. Lineage: Eukaryota; Dinophyceae; Suessiales; Symbiodiniaceae. The record is from the annotation of a GenBank genome assembly.
AUGGGCCGUGCAGCCAGCACUGGCUCUCCUGGUUCACUACAAGCAAUGGUGCGGGGACCUUCUCGCAGCCCCACGCCUGAGAGGACCACGGGGGGGAAGAGCCCCGCCAUGCCCACAGCAGGCGCCAUAGCCGGAGCCGAAGCCCAAUCAGCCCGCCUCGUGAUCAUGGACCCAAAGGAGGCGAGGGCAAGGGCAAGGACGCAAACCCUCGCCGCGGAGGCAGAGAUCGUGGUGGCAACAGGUCCGACCUACAGCUCGCGCAGCAAGCCGCCGCAGCGGCUGCCCAAGCGGCUGUGGGCGCCGUCCGAGGCAACUGAUGCAAAUGACCUGCUGAGCCAGGCAUUUCAAGUUAGGAGAGACACGUUCCGGGCGAGUGGUGCCGACGCGACGCCGCACCCGCACCACGGACGCCGCAUAGGCGAGGCAGCCCACCCGGGACCGGAACAACUGCCCGACGCAAUGCAGCGCCGGAGCCGCGUCCUACACGCCCUCGCGCAGAUGCGGCUGCGCGAGCCGCCGGAAGACCCCGCGGAGAUCGCCACAAUAACGUCGGAAACGUUGAGCGCCCACACGCCCUUCGCAUCGCCCAGGCACUCGCCAAGCCCGGCCCGCAUUAUUAUCAGGUCGCCAGAACCUGCGAGCCCAGCCCGCACUGAGCUCCCUGCGCCGUCGCCGCGGAUGCUCGUGCCGGGUGACACAGCGCCCACGCAAGUGGACGAUGCCACCCCUGGCCACACGCCGCCGCGAUCGCCUGUGCCCCAAGUUUCGCCGCCAGCUCUGCUGAGGUGGCACGAGACACGCCCGCCCACUUCGAAUCCGGGCGAGCGCUGCUCUUGGCUGUACGUCCCCCUCUUGCACGCUGCUGCGGGUUUCCUGUCGGAGUCGGCCUACGCGGCGUGGAGCGGCGAACCCGAAAUAGGCGAGCGCUGGCUAGCUAUGGUUGUGGCUCUGCGGAACGCUCCGCCAUCGCUUCCACAAGUUUUGGCGAAUGCCAUGCAUACAGUCGCCGAGCUCGAAGCCCGGCAUGCAGAAGAGCAGGCAGUCGCUGACCUACUGGCGUUGCCGCCUCAUCCACUACCACUGCCGACGGCA